AUGCUCGCCCGUACCCUCCGCGCCGCGGGCACAAGUCCCACACGUGCUCAUCAACAGCUCCGAACAGCAUGCUCCUCCUCCUCCUCCUCCGCAGCCGAGACCCUGUCCUCAAGCCCCAUCCGCGUCUUCCGUUCCGUCUCGGCCCUCCGAAACUGGCGCCGCCCGCACGUCGUAAACUACCGCUCCGUCGGCCUCGUCCCGACAAUGGGCGCCCUGCACGAGGGCCACCUCUCGCUGAUCCGCGCCGCCGCUCGCGAGAACCACCACGUCGUCGUCUCAAUCUACGUCAACCCGGCCCAAUUCGGCGUCACGGAGGACCUGGCCUCGUACCCAGUGACUUGGGCGCGUGACUCCGAGGUCUUGCGGAACCUGGACCGCGAGCUGGCGGGCGACGGCGGGAACCUGGGGCGGGUGAGCGCCGUGUUCGCGCCGACGACGGACGAGAUGUACCCCUCGGGGUUCCCUGGCCAAGAGGUCAACAGCAAAGGGAGCUUCGUCACGAUAACGCCCGUUGGAGAGGUCCUCGAGGGUGCCAGCCGGCCGACGUUCUUCAGGGGCGUCGCGACAGUGUGUAUGAAGCUGUUCAACAUUGUCCAGCCGGAGCGUGUGUACUUUGGCCAGAAGGAUGUUCAACAAACCGUUGUGAUCCGGCGCAUGGUGGAGGACUUCAUGCUGCCCAUCGAGGUCGUUAUUGGAGAGACGAUGCGCGAGGCGGACGGCCUUGCACUUAGCUCAAGGAAUGUGUACCUCGGCGAGCGGAGACGAAGGGUCGCGACGGUGCUACACCGCGCGCUCAAGGCAGCCGAGGAGAAGUACCACCAAGGCGUGUUGGACCGGGAAACAAUCCUCGGCGCAGCCAACCAAGUCGCAGCCAACGUGCUGUCGGAGCAGUCGAAGCUGGCGCCCAAAGAUAGGGUCACGUUCGAGGUGGACUACAUCUCGCUGGCUGACCCGGAUUCCAUGCAGGAGAUCAACACGGUCGUCCCGACCAAGGGCGGAAUUCUUAGCGGUGCGAUCAAGAUGCUGCCGGUGGAGGAGCCGCAGCCGGGCGAAGACCUUGGUCACAGCGGUGGGCCGGUGGUGCGCCUUAUCGACAACAUCAUUCUCAAGCCUAAUACCCAGUAA
Molecule: messenger RNA, 1125 nt
Organism: Colletotrichum spaethianum
Lineage: Eukaryota; Fungi; Ascomycota; Sordariomycetes; Glomerellales; Glomerellaceae
Product: pantothenate synthetase
Exons: 1
Coding region: 1-1125 (374 amino acids)
Biological process (GO): pantothenate biosynthetic process
Molecular function (GO): pantoate-beta-alanine ligase activity
Source: RefSeq, a predicted model, not a curated record